This is a messenger RNA of Carassius carassius (crucian carp), 748 nucleotides long. Its product is annotated as probable pancreatic secretory proteinase inhibitor. The record is from RefSeq and is a predicted model, not a curated record. Gene Ontology annotation, molecular function: protein binding; serine-type endopeptidase inhibitor activity. NCBI's taxonomy places the organism in Eukaryota, Metazoa, Chordata, Actinopteri, Cypriniformes, Cyprinidae. The transcript is spliced from 4 exons. The coding region runs from base 181 to 423 and encodes 80 amino acids.
UCAAAAUAUCAGCACCUCUCCUCCUCCCCUCCCUUUCAAACUAUAUGAUGCUGAUCAUCACCAAUACAACACUCAGAAACGAGCUGGAAGUCAUCAGUUCCUAAGUCAAAGCUCUCAGCCUGAACUUACAUAUACAGAUUUCUACUUUAAAACCUUCUUUUCUUCCUUCAUUUGAGCGACAUGACUGGAACAGCAGUGGUUCUGAUGAGUCUGGUCCUCAUCCUCUCUGUAGGUGCAGAGGAUAAAUCAAGACUCUACCGCAGGCCUGCAUGUGGGGGUCUGAGUGUCAGUCAAGCAUGCCCUCUCAACUACUCUCCUGUAUGUGGUAAUGAUGGCAUCACAUACGUCAAUGAAUGCACCCUGUGUGUGCAGAGAAUGCACACUAAUGCAGACAUUUUGAUUGUGAAAGAAGGCCGCUGCUGAGGUGGAAGACCUUAUGAUAUCAUCACUUUGCUUUUUAUAUCUAUGUUUGUUUAAGAGUGUUGCUUGCUCUGCACAUCCAUAGGAUGUGAUCAGUAUACCUAUAAACAAUAGAUUUGUGAAAACCUACCACAUUCAGCUUCAUGACAUCUGAGUGACUCAUGAAGUGACUCACUGAGUAAAUAGUGCAGAGUGUUUGUUUUUCUAUUCAGUCAUUUUUUUUAACAAUACUGUCCUGUCUUUCUCUUUCCAUAUUACAAAUUUCUCCCAUUAUUUCUGUAGGAACUGCUCUGAGUGCAAUGUUUUAGGGGUGAAGUUUUGGAGAUAC